Aspergillus novofumigatus IBT 16806 is the source of this 1251-nucleotide messenger RNA. RefSeq names its product RNA-binding protein. Gene Ontology annotation, molecular function: RNA binding. Bases 193 to 1176 code for a protein of 327 amino acids. Lineage: Eukaryota; Fungi; Ascomycota; Eurotiomycetes; Eurotiales; Aspergillaceae. The transcript is spliced from 5 exons. The record is from RefSeq and is a predicted model, not a curated record.
UUGAUGAGUAUUCGUGCCAGCACAGGAGGUCUUUGGAUGACUUAAUUUUCUCUCUCUUUUCUUGAAUUGCAUAGCAAUCUAGCAGCGAACAUAAUUCCAUUCGCUGGUCCACACGGACGGAUACUAAUAAAGAAAUUUAUUCCUCAAGAGACAAACCACCUUCUAAUUCAUAAUUUCAAAGAAAAAUUCACAAUGGCCGACGUUCCUGAGAGUCCCGUACCGCAGCAACAAACUCCCGGAAGAUCGCCUUUUCAAAAUGGUGUUAGAACGUCAGGUCGCGCUUUCAGUUCGCCAAAUUGGCGCAUGAAGGGCGAGGAAAGUCCGAGUGCUCAGAGCUCUGGCUCGCCCGGGCGAAAGACAAAUUCCUCGAGGCUCACAUUCAGCAGACCAAGCUCUCAGGUGCCUCAGGCUAUUUCUGAAGGCCGCCGUCUAUACGUUGGCAACAUGCCGUAUACGGCCAAGUCGGAGGAUGUGCAAGCAUUGUUCACCGCCGCAAACUUCCCAAUCGAGCGGAUCGAUAUCGCGAUAGACCCCUUCACCGGCCGCAAUCCCUCAUACUGUUUUGUCGAUUUGGAGACCAAGGAAUUGGCGGAUAAAGCAAUGACCGAAUUGGACGGCCGUGAUAUGCUUGGCCGGCCUGUCAAGAUCAAACCUGGAGUUGCCAAAACGGCAAGCGAGCGUUCGCAGCAACAGCAACAGCAACAGCAACGAACUGAAAGCUCGCCUCGCAGCGAUAAGGGCAGCCCGUUUGCCCUUGACCGCUGGAGACGCAACGACGCGGCCGCCUUCGCUAAGGUCAACAGCGACUCUAGCCGUCGCCUUUAUGUCGGCGGUCUUCCUAAGUUAACCGACCCUGAGAUUAUCACCACAAAUAUUACCAACUUCUUCAAGGGAUACAAGGUUGGAAAUGUCAGCAAAUUGUUCCCACCUCACCCUGCGAAGCGAUUCGAGCCUGGUGACCACUACUAUCUGUUCGUCGAAUUUAGCAGCACGGAAGAGGCUCAGAAUGCCAUGGAUACCCUGAAUGGCCAGGAAGGUCCCUGGGGGGCGAAUCUUCGCGUGCAGAGAGCCCGUGGAGAGACUAGUAACUCUGACGAAAGGAGAAACAAGUGGUCAUCUGCACGCGUUGAUUCAAAUGGUGCUCCGGCUACCAACGAUAUUGCUGUCGGUGUAUAAUCGACUCACUCAGAUAUUGUUGGUCGAGAUAGAUCGUCACACAUGUGAAUCCGCUCAUAUGGGAAGUUCAUGGAC